Molecule: messenger RNA, 929 nt
Organism: Abrus precatorius (Indian licorice)
Lineage: Eukaryota; Viridiplantae; Streptophyta; Magnoliopsida; Fabales; Fabaceae
Product: transcription factor BHLH089-like
Exons: 6
Coding region: 45-815 (256 amino acids)
Biological process (GO): regulation of DNA-templated transcription
Cellular component (GO): nucleus
Molecular function (GO): DNA-binding transcription factor activity; protein dimerization activity
Source: RefSeq, a predicted model, not a curated record
UCUUCAUCAAUGCCACUCUCUUUCCUUUCUUUUUGAACCAACCAAUGGAUCCCGCCGCCAUCAUCAACGCCACGUCGUUUCACUUAUCAGAGAUCUGGCACUUCCUUCCGCCCAAUGCGCCACAAAACCCAACCCCUCAGUUCGGGGAUUUCGCUCCGCCUCCGACCCGACACUCCCUUCCGGGUACCGACCCGAUAAUUCCGCCCACCAUUGCCCACAACGGAAAAAAGAGACGCGACUCCGAGGAGGAACCCGCUAAGGGCGUCUCCACCAGCAAUGGCGUGAACGAGGGUGGUGAUGGAAAACGUGUUAAGACAAUAGGGAAUAGGAGUGAGAAUAGUAAGGGCGAUGCAGAAGCCAGUUCAGGAAAGCCUGCGGAGCAAGGUUGUAAGCAACCUUCUGAGCCUCCUAAGCAAGACUACAUUCAUGUACGAGCUAGAAGGGGUCAAGCUACUGAUAGCCAUAGUCUUGCGGAAAGAGCUAGAAGGGAAAAGAUUAGUGAAAGGAUGAAAAUUCUUCAGGAUUUAGUCCCUGGUUGUAACAAGGUUAUUGGGAAAGCAUUGGUCCUUGAUGAGAUAAUUAAUUAUAUCCAAUCGCUUCAGCGCCAAGUAGAGUUUUUGUCAAUGAAGCUUGAAGCAGUAAAUUCUAGACUGACCCCUGGAAUUGAAGUGUUUCCUCCUAAAGAUUUUGAUCAGCAAACAUUUGAUACAGCCGGCAUGCCAUUUACUUCACAAGCUACAAGAGAGUAUAGUCGAGGUUCAUCACCGGAUUGGUUACAUAUGCAGGUGGGAGGUGGUUUUGAAAGAGCAACGUAGUCCAUGAAAUCCCAUCACCUGAUAAUAAAUGCAUAUACGGUCAGCAGUGUCUGCUUCAGAGCUCCCAUAACUCAUAUACUCAAGGUGUUGCAAUGGACACCUCAUUCUCGUUUU